Messenger RNA from Endocarpon pusillum Z07020, 2988 nucleotides. RefSeq lists its product as uncharacterized. The record is from RefSeq and is a predicted model, not a curated record. The coding region runs from base 1 to 2988 and encodes 995 amino acids. The transcript is spliced from 7 exons. Lineage: Eukaryota; Fungi; Ascomycota; Eurotiomycetes; Verrucariales; Verrucariaceae.
AUGCUGGACACGCGGCUGGAAGUGUUGAAACAUCAGUCACACUCUGAUAGCUUCGACCAGAAGCUUCGACUGCAGGCGCGGAAGCUUGCAUACCCGUUCAAGCAGGGUAGCUUACGUCGUCUCGAGGACAGUGUAUUGAAAAUCAACGAAAUUUUAUCUACGGCAUUACAAGCAGCGGGGUUGGAUGUCAGUGGUGCUCAGCUUGAAACGCUCUCGCUCCUCGCAACAAAAUCAGAGAAUACGGCUCACAAUGUGUCCUCAGUCAUAGACAGCGUUUCGACACUGAACUCAGACCUCAAGUCAGUUAAGUCUAUGCUGUCAAGGAAUAAUGAUCGCACAAUAUGUCUCAGCUCCAUGAUCGAACAAAGUGUUCCCAAGAUUCGAGAUGAAAUCUCUACCGCAAUCCCGCAGAUCCAGUCCGCUUUGCCCAGAAUAGAACUCAGUGUUGCAAAAGCCGCCUCUAGCAACUUAGAUAUAGCCCAGAUUUUGACGGUGAUGUCUGGAGACAUCGAACGUGUUGAAGAAAACCUCAAUGCUUCAAGGGAGACGCAAGAUCAAAGGAUGAGACUCAUGCAAGAGUUCCUCAGCAAUCUACACCAGUCCCAGUCUCAACAGCUAGCACGUAUAGGGAGCCUGGAGAAAGAAAUGAGGGGCCAGCGGCUGCCCUUACUUCCAAGUUUUUAUGCCCCACCAGGAAUCUCAGAUGAUUUUGAUUGGCAGCAAUCUGCGAACAGUUCCAUCGCGUACAGAAAGAAGUACAAGCGCCGGUCUUCGCCUGUUCAAACGGGAACUCGGGACUUGGGAUUGUCCCUCUGCAUUUGUCCUGCAAAUUAUGCUUUCAAGCACUAUCAGUGUCUUUCUAGGGCAAUCUCUCUUUUCUACAGCAACGAGAGAUAUGAGACACACCUCCCUCAAUGCCCAUUCUACACUUCUCCCCAGCAAAUCCGGAAACUUGGAGCAAGGUUUCAUUCCGUUGGCUACCUGCUGUCCACAGCCAUUCUAGCCACGGUAUCGAUGAAAACAGGAGCUAGCAGCUUUUCCAUCACCCCUCACCUCUCCUUUAAGGCGAUUGUACCAUCCAGCUCUCCCGCAUUUGCCCUUUUCUCUUGGAAGAAUUACGUACGCUCCGCCACAAUCAGUGAGAUCCUGGAUUCAAUUAUGCCAAGGUUAUUGAGACUCUUUGCUGAACGACAGGCGUCCCCCACAGAUGUAAAUGAAUUAGGGCAAUCUCUCCUUCAUGUUGCUUUAAUGUUCAUGAUUCGGGGUCUUGAAUUAGAUCUCAGGACACUGCACUCUCUCCAUCAGCUACUUCUGAGCCUUUUUGCUAGUGGUGUUCCUGCAGAUACAUGUGAUAUGACUGGCCGAUCCAUCCUAGACACAUGGAUCCACGUUCUAUCCUGGACGAAUCUCGGCAGUGAUAGCACAUCAGCAUCGAUGAGUAUUACUUCGGAGCUGGUUGACCACGGAGCAGAAAUCUUGACUUCUGUUGGGCAGUCCUGGCUUUAUCAUAAAGGAUCAUAUAUGAUUUCAUCCUUUUUGAGGCUCUAUGAUUUUGCAGAGACCUGUCGAUGUGGUCCACUUAGUAUGGCUCUCAUCCGACGCUCUGAGAAAGAUGUCAGGCGCAUUCUCGCAAAAGUCCCUUCUGCCUUGACUGAACGAAAUGCUGUCGGCCAAACGCCGCUUCACAUUUCGUGUGGCUGGCCUUUGGGUAUAAAGUUGCUCCUGGAUGCUGGGGCUCAAGAUAUCAUUGAUUGCACGGACAAUAUUGGCCCCCGGUAUCCUGCGUUCGUUUACGCAAGUGAGUUCUCCUGCCUAGAAAGCCUUGAACUGUUGCUUGAAGCUGAAUGUAGCUUCUUUCCCCUCUGCUCAAUUGGAGGACAGAACAGAUAUUCCUGUAGCUUUGAUUUCGCACUUCUAUCGGGAUCUCAGGAUGCAGGUAGCCGACUGAUCCAAUCGUUGACUGACAGACGAGAGCGCUUGAAAGCAUUGGCUUUGGAUAAUCUACCAUUCGAAGAGACUGCAAAGUUCAAUCUUUGCAGCAACACGAUCCUCGAUGAGAAAUCAUAUGAUAUAUAUGCCGCAUUGCAAGCCAAUGCAGUCAACGUUCCCGAAUCAUUGGCUGUCCCAUCAGCGCGAAUAUCUGUGUAUCACAUGUAUUUUUUAUCUCCGGGAUUGGCUGAGGAAAUGUACAAAAGAGGUUUUCAUGACAUCGACGCAUAUGAUGGGCAUGGACUCACUCCACUCAUGAGCCAUCAUUCCACGGACUUAUGCUUGGAAUUUUGGCUGUUGUCCCACGGAGCAGAUUUACAUGCCACGCCCAAUGUGUUACGGAGAAGCAACAUGAACCUUGAUGCUACCGCCGCGCAUUACCUUGGUGCUAAAAUCGCACAUCAAUUUAUCAGUUACGAUUUGGACAGUCGCUGCUCUAAGCUUGAUUCAAAAGUGCACGAUCUUGCUAACCUGCUCUGUUCCAUCUUCGAACCAGACAUUUGUUUGUGCGGCUGCUCCAGCAGAGGCUGUCACCCAGCCACCAUGAUGUUCAAAGAAUUUGUUUGGCGUCUGGAUAUGGAUGGGAGUAUCAAGCACUUGUCGUGGAUUGGCCAGAUCAUGCGUCAAACUUCUCUAAUCGAUGAUGCUCCAUGCUGGCUGCCCGGUGAAGCGAUACGAGUUUUCACGUUCGACGCACUGAGUAUUAGACAUACAUGUUGUAGAUACGACGGCUUGUGGAUCUGCUUGAGGGAGGAAGAAGAGAGAGAAGAGCUGCGCGAAGAAGAUCGUUUCCGUCUCCAACUGCUUGAGGAACUGGUGGCAGAAUUCGAAGAAAAGUAUACCGAGCUUGAGGUGGGACUGGUGGAGUUCUUUGAAGGAUACUGGUUGACACGAAUGACUGCAGUGCUGUAUGAGGGGGCUACGUUAACGGAUAGAGACGAAGAGGAAGUUAGACGGAUUGAGGCGAUUGGUGUGAUUUUGGAUAGGGAGGGAGUCUGA